UCCUAAAAUUACGAUGACAAAUAUGCAAUUUAAAUGCUAAAUAGUAAUUUCGAGUUAUUUACACUUUUAGUGAUCCUAAAUGCUAUGAUUAAAUUGAAAUAUCGAUUUUAAGUGACUUUCAAGAUUUAUGAUGUGACUGUAUUGAUUUUUUGAUAAUUGGAGUUGUUUCUCUGGCAAUGGACAGUGUGGUUUCAGCCACGUGGCGAGACAGACACUGGGUGGUGGGCAGCCGCUAUGGUUAUGUUGGCGAUCACUUGUGCCACGGUAUUUGCCAACUUCGCCGUCAUGUUGGCGCUCUGGCGAGUGCGGCGGGCGCCCUCUCAUUACCCCCUGAUGAGUCUGGUAGCGGCGGACUUCCUUGUGGGGAUGGCUGUGUUGCCGAUUGCUGCGCUCAGAGAGCUGUUUGUGUUUAAUCUAAAUCGUGUUAUAUGUGCAUGCUGGAGUACAUUGGACGUGCUAUGCUGUACCGCAUCUAUCCUUUCGCUGUGCGCCCUUGGCUGGGAGCGAUACUCCGGCAUCACAGCGCCCUUGGCAAGGGCGCAGAGGGCGAGAAGGGCUCGGACCUUAUCAAUCCUGGUCUGGCCUGUGUCAGCGCUGGUGGCGUUGCCAGACGCCUUCAUACCCUCUCCGAAGUCCUUCCACCCGGGAGAAUUAGAAAAGGCUUGCGACGUUAACACUAAUAUUUGGUAUGUCUUUUUCAGCAUUACAUUCUCAUUCUACGUGCCGGCUUGCAUGAUAGUGAUGCAGUACGGGUUCAUCUUGCGAGCUCUUUCCUCCCCUCCACCGAUUCGCGCACAUCGUGGGCGGACAGUCUCACCGCGCUGUCAGAAAAUGGAUUCAACACAAAUGAACACCACACCAAAGCAAAAAUCUUCGAAUGUCCACAUACAAAUUGACAAUAAUCAGAAUGAUGUAACAUCAAAAGCUUGCCGUAUCAAUUCACCAUCAGUCAUACGAGCCUGCACAGAACCCAGUACAGGAAAAUGCAGCUACAAAAGCCGGGAGUUACUGCUAAUAAUUAAAAAGCGAAACUUCAAAUAUCUGGGCCACGUUCUGAGACAUGAGCUAUACCAACGUCAUCACCACCUGGAUGCGGCCGCAUAUUCUGCGCUCGCGCAUCUAAGUGCGAAUGGACAGCACAACGCACAGUUGCAAGCGGUUAUGACGCACGCGGCAGCUUUAGGACAGGUGCAGGGAGCGCAGCAUCCCGCCAUCACCAAUCUUAUGUCUGGUCUUUACGGCAGCUGGGGCAUGGGGGACACGUUCCCGACUCCCUCACCAGAGUCUCCGGACCACUGGUCAACCCCUUCACCGCAAACACCACUCACGCAGUCACCCCAUUCGGACUGGUCAGACCGCGCAGCCUUGUCACCUAACGAUAUACAGCAAACGAACAAAGGUGCCACUGAUGCGUUUUAUAUAUAACUAGCAAUAUAAAGAUUACGUAGUACAGAUUACAUAAAAAGGUCUUCGAGAAUACUUUAAUGAUAUUAUAUUUUUUUUAGUAUAAUAUAAUAUUUGCUACUCUGCAGAGUUAAGACUCUACAGUAUUCGCAUCAUUGCUUGAAUUUUUAAUAAAAAUAUAAUGUUGUCAGACCUAACAUUAAUUUAUAUUUGGAAAGUUUUUAUGAAUGCUUGACCAAUUUUGUUACGAUACUUUGCUUUUGUAAAAUAGGUCAUGACGAAUAGAAGAAUAUUAUGUCAAACUGACAAGAAUUUAAUAUAAUAUCGACUAUUGUAAUAUCUGAGAUUGUAAUACUUUUAUCUUCAUAUAUGGUUUGACAAUGUACAAUGUUUGGAACAUUAAAAAUAGGAACGUAUAUUUCUUCAUUCGAAUAUUUGAUUUGAUCAAAUUGUAGUUAGUACAAUUAAACUCGGCGUUGCCCAUUUAUAAAAAAUCUGCUAUGAAAAUAGUUUUACAUUAAUACUUUUAUACAUUCUUUUAGCAACUAAUUGAACACCACAUAUUAAAAACUGUGCUAAAAUUAGUAGAUUAGGUGUUUUUGUCUUAUAUUAAAGUUUGGAAAUCUCAAGGUGCUAGAGUACCGUAGAAGAUAGACUGAUUUGUAUAGCCAUGACGUAACUAGCUUAGCGCACUGGAAAUGACAAUAUCCAACAACAUUGCCCUUUUGGUGUAUUUUUGGAAUAAAAUUACAGAGUAGAUAUUCUAAAGAAUAUAUUUAUAAUUAAAUGCAAUAAAAUAUAUGUUCAAUAUUAAAAUUUUUGCAGUCAAAACUUUUUUAGCCUCGUUAAGCGAUUUUCGGUAAGAGCAAAACUUAUGGGUACGUGUCACUGACAAGCGAAAUAAAAAUGUGUGCGUUUCCACAGAUUAUAAUAUUAUUAAUAUUACUUAUAUUUUUUUAUAAAUGUAUCAAAAAUACACCGGAUUUGUAACACGGACACCGUGAACUAAAUAGUUGUUAUUGUUAAAUAUGUGUUUUUAUUCAUUGUUUUAUAAAACGCUGUUUUAAAAAAUAAAAUAAUUUUUAAAUGGGAAUUAUGUAUCAACAAAUGAGAUUGUUUUGCGUAUUGACGUGAAAGGAAAUUAUUUAUGUGUGAUUCUUUAGCACGUAAUACUUUGUAAUGUACUGUAGUGUAUGUAGAUUUUUUUUUAAUUUUAAGUAAAAUUU
Molecule: messenger RNA, 2630 nt
Organism: Pararge aegeria (speckled wood butterfly)
Lineage: Eukaryota; Metazoa; Arthropoda; Insecta; Lepidoptera; Nymphalidae
Product: 5-hydroxytryptamine receptor 1D-like
Exons: 9
Coding region: 235-1425 (396 amino acids)
Biological process (GO): adenylate cyclase-activating adrenergic receptor signaling pathway
Cellular component (GO): membrane
Molecular function (GO): G protein-coupled receptor activity
Source: RefSeq, a predicted model, not a curated record